Messenger RNA from Abrus precatorius (Indian licorice), 2146 nucleotides. Its product is annotated as receptor-like protein 4. The coding region runs from base 15 to 1886 and encodes 623 amino acids. The transcript is spliced from 9 exons. Lineage: Eukaryota; Viridiplantae; Streptophyta; Magnoliopsida; Fabales; Fabaceae. The record is from RefSeq and is a predicted model, not a curated record. Gene Ontology annotation, molecular function: protein binding.
CAAAGGUAAAAUCCAUGACAAUGCUUCUUCGAUUUCUUCAGCUAUGGAUGCUCUGCUUUGCUUGUGUAUCGUAUGCAGCGCGGCAAGCACCAUUUGCUAUGCGGUUAAGCUGUGGGGCUCGUCAAAAUGUUCAAACAAGACCAACCAGUACCCUUUGGCGUAAAGAUUUUGGGUAUACAGGAGGUGUAGCAGCAAAUGCAACUCAUCCGAGCUAUAUUACCCCACCACUCAACACUCUUCGCUAUUUCCCCUUGUCUGAAGGUCCUCAAAAUUGUUACUACAUUAAUAAAGUGCCAAAGGGUCACUACACAAUCAGGAUCUUCUUUGGACUUGUUGAUCAGUCUAGAGAUACCAGUGAACCUCUGUAUGACAUUUCCAUUGAAGGCACGCAAAUUUAUUCUUUGAAAUCAGGUUGGACUAAGAACGAUGAUCAAGUGUUUGCAGAGGCCUUAGUGUUUCUUACAGACUCUGUUUCAAUCUGUUUCCAUAGCACUGGUCAUGGAGAUCCUGCAAUCCUUUCUAUCGAGGUUCUUCAAAUUGAUGAUCAGGCUUAUUAUUUUGCGCCCCAGUGGAGUCAAAGGAUGAUACUUAGAACAGUGAAAAGACUGAGUUGUGGCUUUGGGCAGUCAAAGUUUGACGUAGAUUAUGGUGGGGAUCCCAGGGGAGGGGACAGAUUUUGGCAACGCAUUAGAAAUUUUGGGGAGGAUUCUGAUCAACCUAGAUCUGUUGAAACUAGAAUCAAACAGGCUUCGCAUCCACCAAACUUCUAUCCAGAAAAUCUUUAUCAGUCAGCCCUUGUUAGUACUAAUAGUCAGCCUGACUUAACAUAUACAUUGGAGGUGGAUCCCAAUAGAAACUAUUCUAUUUGGUUACAUUUUGCGGAGAUUGAUAAUUCAGUGACUGCUGCGGGGCAAAGGCUCUUUGAUAUUAUGAUAAACGGCGAUCUUGCUUUCAAAGAUGUUGACAUUGUGAAAUUGAGUGGUGAUAUCUAUACUGCCCUUGUACUUAAUACGACUGUUACUGUUAAUGGGAGGAUUCUGUCGAUAACAUUGAGCCCAAAGGAAGGUAAUCUCGCCAUAAUCAAUGCCGUUGAGAUAUUUGAGGUUAUAAUGGCUGAGUCAAAAACUUUACCAGAGGAAGUUGGGGCAUUACAAACAUUGAAGAAAGCAUUGGGGCUUCCACCCAGGUUUGGGUGGAAUGGUGAUCCAUGUGUUCCUCAGCAACAUCCAUGGAGUGGAGUGAAUUGCCAAUUAAACAAAAGCAGUGGCAGCUGGGUCAUUGAUGGACUUGUUCUAGACAAUCAGGGUCUGAAAGGUUUCUUGCCAAAUGACAUAUCCAGAUUGCCUAAUCUACAAAUCCUAAACUUGAGUGGGAACAACAUCCAUGGAGCAAUUCCAUCCUCACUUGGUACAAUAACUAGCCUACAAGUGCUUGACCUGUCCUACAACGUUUUCAAUGGAUCAAUUCCAGAAAGCCUUGGACAGUUGACGUCAUUACAAAGACUGAAUCUUAACAGCAACAUCCUGUCUGGAAGGGUCCCAGCAACUCUAGGAGGAAGACUCCUCUACAGAGCUAGCUUCAAUUUUACUGAUAAUGCAGGUCUGUGUGGUAUACCUGGAUUACCUACAUGUGGACAUCUUUCUGUCGGUGCUAAAAUUAGCAUUGGAUUAGGGGCUUCUUUUACAUUUCUCCUUCUCGUUAUCGGUUCAGUUUGUUGGUGGAAAAGGCGACAGAAUAUCCUCCGAGCUAAGCAAAUUGCAGGAAGGGCAGCUCCAUAUGCAAAAGCAAGGACCCAUUUUUCACGUGACAUUCAGAUGACAAGGCAUCAUCAUAAUGGCAACACAUAUACUGCAGCUGAAAAUGGGCCUAUUUUGCUUUCAUCAUAACAUUCCAUCAUUCUAAUACCUUAUGAGUCCCUCAGUAUUGUUCUGUUUCAUGCCAUCAAGAGCUUCUCACUUUCACAUUGGAGAAUAGCAUUACUAAUUUGGUAGAUCAAUGGCAGUGUAAUCUGAUCCAUCUUCUGACAGUUCUCCUCCAUACCUUGUUCACUCCAGAUUCUGAAUUUCUUGAGACCACUGAACUUCUCAAGCUGAGAACUCACCUGGAAUUCCCAACUCAGAAAAUUUUGUUCAUUAUCGUGUUUACA